This is a messenger RNA of Oryzias latipes (Japanese medaka), 4042 nucleotides long. It is a transcript of the gene asb14a, whose product is annotated as ankyrin repeat and SOCS box containing 14a. Lineage: Eukaryota; Metazoa; Chordata; Actinopteri; Beloniformes; Adrianichthyidae. Gene Ontology annotation, molecular function: protein binding. Gene Ontology annotation, biological process: intracellular signal transduction. Gene Ontology annotation, cellular component: cytoplasm. The record is from RefSeq and is a predicted model, not a curated record.
GUUCAUGAUUGAGCAAAGUUUGCUGGAGAUCAGCAGACUGAGCGAAAGCUUCCGAGAGUCUGCAGACAGCAGCAUUGAGCUCACUUCAAAAAACAAACUGAAGAUUUUCUCAGCUAUAAAAGAAGGUGAGUCCGCCUGCAGCACUGAAGGGUUUCUGUCUUCUCAGAUGAAAAUCCAGAGGAGAUCAAAGCCUCAGUUCAGACAUUUAUUUCAAUGAAAGGAGGAUUUACUGAUGUGUGAAGAUCUGGGGUGAAGAGAAAGGUCUGAUCUUCUUCUCAAAUCUUCAUGUGAGGACGUUUUUCCGUUGUGAUCUCCUGAUUACCUCCAGACUUUUGAGGAUAAUCUCCAAAGAUCCCAAGUCGAUGGUGAAGUUGUGAAGCUCUGCAGGAAAGAUCAGAACUUUAGUUUCUGAGAAACUGAAGAUGAUUUUUUUUCUCAGGGUAGAACUGUGCAUCAUCAGCAUAGCAAUGGUGGUAAAAAACUGACAUGUGGAGGUACAAACCCAGAAAAGAAGGGAGGCUGGGACAACAGCCUGAGGAACUCCUGUGACCCGAUUCCCUCUGAAACUGUUUGAGAGAUUCCUCUGACAGAAUUUUAGCCAUUUGAGCCAAAAGUCAGCUCACCAGGAGGAAAGUAUUCCAGCCAGCGAGGCCAAGUGGACCACCAUGCGGUUUCAAAGUUGGCAGAAAAUGUGGGCCCCAGAUGGGUUUGUCUGCAGUUUCCAUGGUGGCCCCACCUGGGUUUGCCCUCAUUGGCUUAAAUUGGCACUCAGUGGGCUGGCUAGCACUGCUAAUGUGGGGCAUGUUUUGCAUUUUAUGUGGAACCUGUGAUCAGUUAUCCCUUUCUAUCAUCUGCUGAGGUUCCUGAAGGUUCUUGGACGGAAGAAUGUUGUAGAAGAAGAAGAUAGAAUUUCUUCAUAUUUUUAUCGAUGGUUAGAUGUUUUUUUGGAUGACUAAUGGAUUCAUGAGUUCUUCACCAGGUAAUGAGACGCUGCUGAAGGGUCUGUGCGUCAAACACAGAGACUGGUUCCUGCAGACAGACAGCAGAGGCUGGACUCCCCUCCACGAAGCUGCGGCGCAGACCAACCAGGCCGUCCUGGAGCUCACAUGCAGAGCUUCAGGACCCGACUGUCUGGAGCGCCGCUCCCCUCGUGGCCAAACGGCGCUCUGUGUGGCGGUGGAGGCAGGCCUGGUGGAAAAUGCCGCCUUUCUCCUACGACAGGGAGCCAAGCCGGACUGCCUGGACCAGGACCAGGACCAGGACUCCCCGCUGUUCACAGGUGGGUUCACCCACCCAACCUCUGACUGUGGGAGAAGAUGGACAAGCGGUGUGGCCAGCCGUCCGUUCGGGCCGCGCUGACCUGGUGAAGCUGCUGGUCUCUCAGGGAUCCGGCGUGAACCUGGAGGGCUGUCACGGCCGCCGCCCCCUCCACGAGGCCGCAAAGCUGGGGGACCUGGGCCUGGUGAGGCUGCUGCUGGAGGCCGGGGCGCAGCCGGACCCUCGCAGCCACUACGGCCUGACGCCGCUGGCUCUGGCUGCACAGGGGGGGCACCGGGAGGUGGUGGAGGCUCUCCUGCUGAAAGGUGCAGACGUCUUCGCUCAGGCCAAAGACGAAUCCUCCAUCCUCUAUGAAGCCUCCUCUUCAGGGGAUCCAGGCGUCAUCCGUCUGCUGCUGGAUCACGGCGCCGACGCCAACGUCCCCAUUCACUCGGGGCACAUGCCCAUCCACCGGGUCUCACACAGAGGUCACCUGCAGGCGCUGAGGAUGCUGAUUCCCGUCACCUCCAUGGCAGACGUGAGCGACAGCGGCAUCAGCCCCCUCCACUCGGCUGCGGCGGGAGGACACGCCGACUGCAUCAAGGCCCUGCUGGACGCUGGAUACGACCCCAACUACAUGCUCCAUCCCCAGAUCCGCUCUAGCUAUGACGACGAGAGGAAGUCCGCUCUCUUCUUUGCCGUGUCAAACAACGACAUGGAGUCGGUGAAGCUGCUGCUGGAGGCGGGGGCCAUGCCCAACCAGGACCCCGUCAAGUGUCUGCAGGUUGCUCUGCGUCUGGGAAACUAUGACCUCAUCAAAAUGUUGUUGUCUUAUGGCGCCAACGUCAACUACUUCUGCAGAGUGAAUGCGACGCAUUUCCCUUCGGCGCUGCUGUACGCCAUCAAAGACGAGGUGAUGCUGAGGAUGCUGUGUAACUAUGGUUAUGAUGUAGAGCGCUGCUUUGACUGUCCCUAUGGCGACGCCUCCCACAUCCCAGAGGACUACGAGGGAUGGUCCAGCCCUGUGAUUAAAGACACCAUGUUCUGCGAGGUGAUCACCGUCUACUGGCUGAAGGACCUGUCGGGUCACGUGGUGCGCAUCCUCCUGGAUUACGUGGAUCACGUGACCCUGUGCUCCAAAAUGAAGGCGGUUCUGUCGGAGCAGGGGGAGUGGCCUGACAUCUGCAAACUACAAGAGAACCCGCGCGCGCUGCAGCAUCUCUGCCGCCUGCAGAUCCGCAGGCGCCUCGGCCGGCUGCGCCUGCGCUCCUCCACCUUCAUGAGCUUCUUGCCGCUGCCGCAGCGCCUGAAGGACUACAUCCUGUACCGGGAGUACGAGGCCGGGGCCCGGACGAGGAGCACGCUGGGCUGAGGGGCCCGCGGAGCCCAGACCCCCCCUGAAGUUCUGGAGAACAUCUUUAGUCACGUUGAUGUUUAAACUGUACAGUGGUCGACCUCCGGUUAGAAGACUGCAGGUUCAAUUUCCACGGAGCCCACCCAUAUGCCCAAGUGACAUAAGGGUGGGCAGCGUGCCUCUGGUGGAAAAGUGGUGCCAGAGUUUGGCAGCGGGGGGGCCAUCAACGUGUGAAUGUGUCUAUGAAGACUCUCAUUCAUCCAGGUUAAUUCCAUCAUAGUAGUAGGUUUAGGGGCUGUCAUCUGGACUUGAUUUUAAAGUUGAAGACGUUUCACCUCUUAUCCCAGAGGCUUUGUCCAUUCUGAAGUAGCUGGUAAAAGAGCUGGUAUAUAUGCGCUCAUGGGGGAGGAGUCAGACCUGAAACUGGAUGGUGUUGUCAACUACAUGGUUUCAGGUCGUUAAGAGUCCUUUGUCCUCAGAUGGGGGCCGGGGAGCCAGUGACUCCCUCCAGCUCUAUUACCAGCUAUUUCAGAAUGGACAAAACCUCUGGGAUAAGAGGUGAAACGUCUUCAACUUGUGUGUGUGAAUGUGUAAAUGUGUGUUACUGUGUGUGUGUGUGUUACUGUGUGUGUGUGUGUGGGUGUGUGUGUGUUACGGUGUGUGUGUGUGUGAAUGUGUAAAAGUGGGUUACUGUGUGUGUGUUACGGUGUGUGUGUGAAGUUGUGUUACUGUGUGUGUGUGAGGCGUGUUCACGGUGAGGCCUCCUUUAUUGGUCGCCUGAUUGUUGCGGUCUCUGACCAAUGACAGGCUGCACAUCACCUCCAUGCACUUUGGAGCAGGUUAGGGUGAAGCACCUUCUCUGCAGAAGAGCUGAGGCUCAGCCUGACCUCAACACGUUUAGACCAAACUCUAGAGAGACACUUGACAGAAAGAAGAUCCACCCAGGAAGCAGGAAGCAGGAAGUAGGAAGCAGGAACGGUCUGGAAGAAGACAGGAAAUCCACAGACCAAGAAUGGAAGGAGUCAGACGUUUUCAUGAACGGCUUCCUCUGUGAAAUGAACUUUCUCAUCUGUCAAAGUCUGAAAUGAGGAGAACAUUAAUCGGAUGUUCAUCCGGUGUAUUCCAUUACAAAAAAACCUUAAAAAUAUCAAAGGAGGCUUUCUUUGUCACAGACAGUAAAGAAGACUCUUUUUGAAGUCCAGGACUUCAAACCAACACAGAAACACUGAUGAACACGGAAGAACAAAUCAGAGAAAAACAUGAGCUGCUGUUGGUUGAUCCGCUCCACGCGGAGCCACAAAGCUUCAGGGCGUCUCUGAACCUUUCCUAUUCAUUCUCUGAGCUGGUUCUUCGUGGAAGCGUAUCUGUGUCAUGAUUCAAGAUAAAAGUCAACUUUUCACAAUAAAGCUGCAGAUCAAAAAGAAAAAUCAA